CUGUGCGUGCUGCUGCAAAAAGUACAUCAUCCACCCGUUGAUAGGAUUAUCCUUCCUCACCACCGUGUUCCUCUUUGUUGCCGUGAUCGUGUACGUGGUGGCGCAGAACGAUGCUCAUGACCGUCAGUUCAUCGAUUACCGAAAUGACGAGUAUGGCUACUCGUUUUGGUUGGCAGUAUGUGCUCUGAUACUAGCAGCUAUCGAUACGAUCGUGGCAGGAUUGAC
Messenger RNA from Ostertagia ostertagi, 225 nucleotides. Lineage: Eukaryota; Metazoa; Nematoda; Chromadorea; Rhabditida; Trichostrongylidae. The record is from the annotation of a GenBank genome assembly.